Molecule: messenger RNA, 492 nt
Organism: Trichobilharzia szidati
Lineage: Eukaryota; Metazoa; Platyhelminthes; Trematoda; Strigeidida; Schistosomatidae
Source: the annotation of a GenBank genome assembly
GCACAUACUCAUCAGCGCUACUUACAAUCGUGUUUUUCUACAUAAGGAAUUUUAAAGCACGGAUUCUUUGUAAUGUUUAUUGCAUGGUGUUUAGUACAUGCACUUUCUCUAUCCUCAGUUUAUGCUUAUGAUACUUCAGCCUCUACCUACUUGCUAGAACAUAGUUUAAUGGAAGAUGGAGUUUUUAGCCAAUUAAAUGGAAUUACAAUCAAGUCAUCUUCUGGGGUACUAAGUUUAGUAUCUGAUGGCCAUAGUUUCACUGCGAAUGAAAAACAGCUGUUACUAGAGUCUGCUACGGCUGGCAGGCUGUAUACUAUUCGUAUGCCCAUCUCGGAAAAAGAGUUCAUCGAGUCCUCUAUCCUAGCGGUAAUAAAAUUUUCUAUUCUCUAGUGUUUUAAAGUGCCAACUUGUUGCUUCUAGGAUGAAACUUAAGGUAACCCUUAGUGUUAACGACGUUGGAAAUCCAAUUGCCAUACAUUUAAGUACUUCAAA